AUGUCGAUUCCCGUGCCGCCCAGCUGGAAGGACCUCGGUAAGGCCGCGUCCGACAUCCUUGGUAAGGACUACCCGAUCCACGGCUCGACCCUGGAGGUGAAGACGCGCACGCCCUCGGGUGUGACCUUCAAAGUGCUGGGUCUGCACGACAACAAGUCGUCGACCAUCAGCGGCGACCUGGAGGCGAGCUGGGCCGACCGCAAGAAGGGUCUGGCUUUCACGCAGGCCUGGUCGACUGCCAAUGUGCUCCGCAACCACAUUGAGCUGGAGAACCACGUCGCCAAGGGCCUGAAGCUCGAGGUGAUCUCGACGCUCGUGCCUGAGAAGCAAGCGAAGAACGCCCUGGUGGCGCUCACCUACAAGGCGCCCGGUGUGCAUGUGCGCAACUUUGUGGAUGCCUUCAAGGGCCCGCUGCUGACCGCCGAUGCCGUGGUCGGCCGUGACGGCUUCCUGUUCGGUGCCGAGGCCGCCUACAGCGCCAAGGACAAGAAGCUGGCCCGCUACAACCUGGCUGCUGGCUUCCACGCUCCUGAGUACGCCGUCACGCUGCACGCUCUCGGCAACCUGUCGACCUACAGCGCCUCGUACUACCACCGCGUGAAUGCCGACAUUGAGGCCAGCGCCCGCGCCACCUACGACUCGAAGGCUGCCAGCAACGUGAACCUCGAGGUCGGUACCAAGACCUACCUUGACAACGCUGCGUUCAUCAAGGCCAAGAUCAACAACUCCGGUAUCCUGGCCCUCGGCUACGCCCAGGCCCUGCGUCCUGGCAUCAAGGCCACCUUUGGUCUCGCGCUCGACACCCUUAAGAUCUCGUCGGGCACUACUGAUGCGAGCGCCCACAAGAUUGGUGCCUCGCUCACCUUUGAGGCUUGA
Messenger RNA from Malassezia sympodialis ATCC 42132, 876 nucleotides. RefSeq names its product porin. The record is from RefSeq and is a predicted model, not a curated record. Gene Ontology annotation, cellular component: mitochondrial outer membrane. Gene Ontology annotation, molecular function: voltage-gated monoatomic anion channel activity. NCBI's taxonomy places the organism in Eukaryota, Fungi, Basidiomycota, Malasseziomycetes, Malasseziales, Malasseziaceae. Gene Ontology annotation, biological process: monoatomic anion transmembrane transport.